GGCAGCGCUGCCCGCACGAGUGGCUGGCGGCGGUGUCCCUCCUCUUUUUUUUUCCGGCAGCGGCGGCGGCGGCGGCAGCGGCGGCGGCGGAUCAUUGUUGUGUAGGAGGAGGGCGGCGGGGAUGGACUUGAUCUCUCGGGUCUCCUGCUAAGGCGGCAGCACAGCGCGCCCCGCCGCCCAGCCAGCGCCGCGCCGGGCAGGGAGGGACCGGACCGGCCCCCCGCCCGCUCCCCGGCUCUUUAUUUUUAGGGGGCUCUGCUACUCCUCUCCCUCGCCCUUAUCUCCCCCCCACCCCCUCCCCGCCCGCACACACGCACAGGGACACGCACGCACCCUCCUCCGGUGCCCUUUCAUCCUUCCCCCCCUUCCUCCUGCCGCGGCAGAUGCGCCGCGGGUCACCGCGCAGCUGGGACUAUGGUGAAAUUUCCAGCUCUCACUAACUACUGGCCCCUGAUCCGGUUCCUGGUCCCUCUCGGCAUCACUAACAUCGCCAUCGACUUCGGGGAGCAGGCCUUGAAUAGGGGCAUCGCUGCUGUCAAGGAAGAUGCUGUGGAAAUGUUAGCCAGCUAUGGGCUGGCAUACUCCCUGAUGAAGUUCUUCACGGGUCCGAUGAGUGACUUCAAAAAUGUAGGUCUGGUGUUUGUGAACAGCAAGAGAGACAGGACCAAAGCAGUUUUGUGCAUGGUUGUGGCUGGCGCUGUAGCUGCUGUAUUUCAUACCUUAAUAGCAUAUAGUGAUUUGGGAUAUUACAUUAUUAAUAAGCUGCACCAUGUGGAUGAAUCAGUGGGAAGUAAAACUCGGAGGGCCUUCCUAUAUCUUGCUGCCUUCCCUUUUAUGGAUGCCAUGGCAUGGACCCAUGCUGGGAUUCUGCUGAAACACAAGUACAGUUUCCUAGUGGGAUGUGCCUCCAUCUCAGAUGUCAUAGCUCAGGUUGUUUUUGUAGCCAUUUUGCUUCACAGUCACUUGGAGUGCAGGGAGCCUCUCUUGAUCCCAAUCUUGUCCUUAUACAUGGGAGCACUUGUCCGAUGUACCACACUCUGCCUCGGAUACUACAGGAACAUACAUGAUGUUAUUCCUGACAGAAGUGGGCCUGAAAUGGGGGGAGAAGCUACAAUAAGGAAGAUGCUGAGUUUCUGGUGGCCUUUGGCAUUAAUUUUGGCAACUCAGCGAAUAAGUAGGCCCAUUGUCAACCUUUUUGUCUCCCGGGACCUAGGUGGCAGUUCUGCAGCCACUGAGGCAGUAGCAAUUUUGACAGCUACAUAUCCUGUGGGACACAUGCCCUAUGGCUGGCUGACAGAGAUCAGAGCUGUAUACCCUGCUUUUGACAAGAAUAACCCCAGCAAUAAACUGGUGAACACCAACAGCACUGUCACAGCGACGCAUAUCAAGAAGUUCACUUUUGUUUGCAUGGCAUUGUCCUUAACGCUCUGUUUUGUGAUGUUUUGGACGCCAAACGUGUCAGAGAAGAUAUUAGUUGACAUAAUUGGAGUAGACUUUGCUUUCGCAGAGCUGUGUGUCGUUCCUUUGCGCAUCUUCUCCUUUUUUCCACUUCCAGUGACUGUCAGAGCACACUUGACUGGUUGGCUGAUGACUCUGAAGAAGACAUUUGUGUUGGCACCCAGCUCAGUGCUGCGGAUUAUCGUCCUCAUCACCAGUCUCAUUGUGCUGCCUUACUUGGGAGUUCAUGGAGCCACUCUUGGAGUAGGAUCCCUUCUCGCUGGUUUUGUAGGAGAAUCCACCAUGGUUGCAAUAGCGGCCUGUUACGUCUAUAGGAAACAGAAAAAGAAGAGGAACGAGAAUGAGACAGCUGCAGAAGGCGAAGACUCUGCAAUGACCGACAUGCCUCACACGGAGGAAAUGACAGACAUCGUAGAAAUGAGAGAAGAGAAUGAAUAAUAAAUGGGAUGCAAUUGUUCUCUGCAGGGACGAUUGGAGUGACGCUUCAGCAUCUUGUCGUCUCUCAUACUUUUUUGUUUGUUCGUUUUUAUUUUUGUAAUAAAGAGGCCUUGAUUUAAAAGGUUUCAGAUAAAUUCUCUAGCAUACUGAGUAUGCUCUCACUGAUGAGGGACCUAAAAAGAGGUCUUUGCUUCUUUUUUUUUUUUCCCAACUGAAUUUUUUUUUCUCACUCCAUGCAGGCAUAAAAGAUACAAUUGCAUCACUGUAGAGUCUUCCUUACUUAAGCAUCCACCUUCUCUGGACAAUCUGCAUUUGUCAACCAAAGCCCUGCUCCCAUGCACCUGUGUGUGUGCGGCCCUGCGCUCGCACGCUCACACAUGCACACCGCCACGUGCCACUGGCUCAAUGCUACUGCCAUAACCCCACUCCCUCCCCUCUCUCCUUUUCCCUCCUUUUCUUUAUGAGAAAUGGAAAAGAAGUUUGGAAUACAGAGCUUUAUUUUACUUGCUUGAAAAUGACUUUGCUACAUAAACUAAUAUACUAUGGUGAACUAUAUCUUUUUGUUUGGCCUCAUCACUAGAGCUUAUACUGCACAGGGUAUAAGACAGGGAGGAACGUGGGAGUCUCCCCAGAAAAAGCGGAGAAAAACAUGUUCCUCUCUCAUGUUGAAAGUAUGUGGGUGUGUAUGCACACACACACAGGUACAUGAACAGAGACAUAUAUAUAUAUUUAUAUAUAUGUAUGCAUAUGAUGAAUAAAAUACACACAGGACAAGAACUCUAUUUAGCUUUCAUUCCAUCAGAAAGAUAGUAAUCUUUUGAAAAAUAUAAACAUUGAAUUCAGAAUUUUCUUGACUCAUUAAGUCCCACCUUACAUAUAAUUUUAUUUAGGAAAAACAUGCACUUUCCUCUUGUAAAGAGGGUGAUGGCAACUGAUGGACUUUGACUGUAUUUGAAUAAAACAAAAAUAAAUAUUGACAAGCUUUACCAAAGUUCUUGUCCACCGAUCUAACUUUAAUUUUAAAGGCUGAUUCAUUCUCUAUAAUUAUUUCUGGUGCCUCUAUAUUAAAAAAGAAUAAGAUCAGAUAAUGUAUGCAGGAUACCAUGCUAGAUAACAUUACUACACAUAGUUCAAUAGAAUUUUUUAUAUAGAGAUGUACACAUACUCUUAUGUGUAUGUGCAUGUGUGUAUAUACAUUUCUAUAUACAUGCACACACACACACAAAUGUAUGUUUUGCUGUAAUGUAUUUACCUAUGCAGUAGAUUGAAGUCCAUAUGGUGAAGCUCAAGUACUGAUGGUCCUCCAAGCUGAAAAUUAGGCACUUUGAUGGUCUGUUGGCUCUCAAGGCAGCGUUGUGUGGGAGCAAGGAGCCAUUCACAUCAGCCCUGCGGAGCUGUGUGCUCCGUGUGCUUGUGGCUGGAGUGCGCCUUAAAUAACAGUGUGAGGUCAGGUGGGAGACUCAGAUUAGGUGGAAAUGAAGGCUGUGUAAGAGGUGAGGGAAGCAGGGAGGUUUUGGGUGUCACUGAUGCUGCUGUGGCAGCAGCUUGUGUUUCUGUGCUCUUCUGUGUUUGGCUGCGGGGCAGCACUUGUUACUGGUCUGUAGUAGUUCGGGUCCUUUCAAAUUUAAUCAUGUCAGAGUCUGGAAACCAUUAUCCUCCAUCCUAUAUCCAUAAAUCAGUUAAUUUAAACCUUAUUUAGUAAAAGUAUAUUUUUCUAAGUUAUGGAAAUUAUUAUUUAAUUGUGGACAAAUUGUUUCUAGAUUUAUUUGCCAGGUAGUCCCAGCAGUCAGAGAACUGAUCAAAACUAAACAUUACUUAAAUGUUUUAUCAGUAUAUGUGUGUGUAGACACACACAUGUGUAUAAAUAUAUAUAUAUUGUAUAUUAUGUACAUUUCUUUUAAACCACAAUACGUUUGCUAUUUUUCCAAGUUAAAAAUGUCCCUACAAAAUGUCUCUACAAAACUACUGAGUUGACUAGUAACCAGUUAUGACCAUCAUGAAAGACAUUGUAUCAAUGAACUUCACAACUUAUUGGAAAGAUGUGAACCAAUCUGUUACAUGUGCAAAUACAGUAAGAAAGAAAUGGAGAAGUUACUGUGUUAACUGACAGAUUUGCAAAAUCAGUUCACAGUUAAUGAGCAGCGGCACUAGGAGGGUAAGACUAAAACCAUGUAGUAGCUAGUAACCAUGUUUGCAGUGUCACCACAGGGUAAAUACUUUUUAACAGUAGUUUAAAACAAAUUCUUUUUAAAAACCAUCAGACAAAUUAAUGUGUGCAGGAUGUAGGCUGUACACAUUCAUGAAUACAGGUUCGCAAGCAGUCAUAUGUAUAUAAUGUGUAUAUAGACAAUUACAGAUCACAGUGGCCAUUUGAGGUCUCCUCUAUUAAUGUAGUUUUGGUUUCUCUGGUACAUUUGUCUCCAAGUACACAAGAUGCAGUUUUUCAGGAACUGUAGAGAUGAAACAGAAAAAUAUUUUUGUGUAAUGUUUCUUUUGGUACAUGACUAAAAUUUAAACAGCAGUAUUUUUGAAGAAUUUUGAGCAUUACCAUGGAGCAUUACCAGUACCAUUUCAAGGUAAUGAUUGCACCAAAAAGUAAAAAUCUGAAAACAAAGGAUAACACUGAGGCUUUUACUUUAGAUAAAAGAUGAACAGAUAUAAAAAAAUGAAUUAUUGCUCAUACAGAGCUAAACAAUGCUAAUGGCAUUGUAAAAGAUAAAUUUUCAGUUGUGUGUGUAAUACUAGUGCUUUAUUUUGCAAGAUACUGAAUGAGCACGGGAGUGGUAGGAUUUGGGCAAGAAUUGAAGCAGUGACAUAUCGAUACCUGUACUGCAUCUCUUUCUGCUUCCUGCAGGUCAUGUCACAUUUCUCUGCUGAAUUAACAAACUGUGAUGACAUUUCUGCAGGGAGUGGGUCUUAGCCAGCCCCUCAUGCUGGCCCAGGUGCUUGCUGGUGGGAAGGCAGGGUGCUCAGUGAGGAGGGAGCUCUUGCUCUGUCCCUUGCAAACACUGGGCCUACUUCUGGAACUGUUGGCAGGAGCUUCAGCAACCUUCUGAAACCUCGCUGCUCCCUGUUAGUGGGACAACUGUGGGUUGGGAGUGGGCAGACAUCCUCUGUGGCCAAAGCCCCAGUCAGAGCAUCACUGAUAGUGUCUCUAUCAGGUAGGUGCUGGUACAUGCCCCGUCCUGCACUUUUCCUUUCCAAAAGUGCUUCCUUGAGUUAUAGUAAAAUGGCUUACCGGUGUCUCUCUUGUGCUGUUGCUUAUGAAAUAGCUGUCUCUCUCAGUGGCAAUUAUUUUGCAAUAGAAACCCAUCUUGUUUCUGUGUCAGAGAGCUGGAGCACAGUCAUCUCAAUGAAUUCAUGUGGAGACUUAGCCUUUCCAGAUUGAAUUGCACAAUCAAAUUUACAGUAAAAAGAGAAAAAAAGUUGAUCUGCGUCUUACAUCUUGUGUUGCAGAGUAGCUCACACAGUGGGAAAUAAGAGCAGAACACCAAUAAGCUGUGGAUUAAUGUUCCUCUGCUUUUAAUACGUACAUAAAGUUGUGUUAAUGUGUCUUGACUUUCCUUUUUCAGAAUUAAGAGAAAACACUGCAGGUUUUUUCCCCUCAGUGCCCUAAGCGGGCUCUCAUACUCACCAAGCACGGGACUUGAUGGACAAAGCUCUGCACUUCUCAGCCAGUGCCUGAAGCCGUUUGGGUGCAGCAGCGGGCUCCCAGGCAUGGGGAGUCCCGCUCCCCAUCCCCCCUGGCACAGCCAUUCCAGGCAGCAGGGCUCAGAUCCCUGCUUGUUUAGAUAGAGCCACCCUAAGUGAGAGAAUUGGGUAAGUAACAGAGAUGUCCUUUUGUUUUCUACUCAUUUUGCUGCUAAAUAUUGCCUUGGAGCAGGAGAUUUGUAUCUGGCUCUUGCUCGGUGUUUCACCGAAUCUGCAGCCAGAGAGAAGCAGCCCCAGACGGAGGAGGGUUGGCUGAUGAAUGCAGCUGAUUCAGGGCAGGCCACGGCCCACGAACAGAAACCUUUUGAAGGCAGGAGCGCCUUCUUUUGUGGGAUGGCGCCUCAUGCUUAAAAAGAAGGGAGAAAGGCUGCUUUCAGGCCCGGGCAGCCAGAGGCGUUGGGCAUAGUUCUGUGUUGGGCUGCAAGGUUGCAAGGGGAAGAGAGCAUCCUGCGGUUUCAGCAUUCCAGCCCCGCUGCUGGUGAAGUGCAGGACAGUGUAGGGCAUGGCCAGGCGGCAGGACCGAGGUCUUGUGGUAGUGGCAUGGUUGGCAGAAGCUCAAGUGCAGCUGGUUGUGCACCUGGGGAUAGUGGCAAUGACCCUUGGAAAGCCAUGUAUAUGUGUAUGGGUGUGUGUAGGACAGUGUUGCACAGGCAAGUUUGUUAUGACUUUGGAAUAGUUCCUUGGAACAAGGGUUCAAGUCUAAACAUGAUCUCAACUCAUACCAAGCCAUUUUUUAAAAUGCAAUUUAAGCUACAUAAAAGAGUAAAUGAAACAGCAGACCUUAUACCAUUAAGCUAAAACAUGAUUUAGAUUAGUGAGCAGGAAUGGGAAAGAAAGAGGACAUGUUGAAAAUCUUAGAGAUACUGUAUAUCCCUCCUAAAGACAGCAGCAUGAUAUGGAGAUGAGAGUAUCAGAGGGCAGAAAACACCAAUUUCCUUUCAGCUGUCCUGGAGAGGGACUGAAGAAUGAGGAACAGUGUGUCCAUGUAACAAACUGUUGGUUUCCCAGUAGAGGAUCUUUCAGAGACAGGAGUGUGAAACACCUUUCAAGAUGAUUCAAGCAGAAAUAAACCAGCAUGCAGAUUUUAUAAUGUGCAUAAGGAGGCACUGCACAUCUUCCAGUUUUUGAGUAACUGACAGGGCUGCAUUGGGGAAAUGUCACUUAAGUAUUAAUUAAACAUGACAAAAUCACAAUUUCAAUAGCAAAUUGGCGUGUCCCAAAUACCAGCUUAACCAUAAUAUGUUAGGAUUCCCUUCCCUUGUUGAUGUUUAGCUUUCUACUAGAGUAAAGCAAACUAUCUAUUUUGAAGGGAGUGAGGUCCUGUGGAGGGGCUGCAGUGCAGAACAGGCUGUGGGGGCUUGUGGUAGAGUCCCAGGUAUGAAGAGCAGCUCUGAAUUUAUUUUGUGCCCUGCAACACAUGGUAGCAGUCUGGCAGCAUUGUGAAACGAGGCAGAAAUUGUUCACUUAGCAGCAAACUGGGUCCAAGCGUGGUCGCAAGCUGCAGCAGCCCUGCAGAGCAGCAGGAGGGCGGCAUGGGAUGCAGGGUAGCCCUGGCUCCAAGCUUGGGCUCAGGCAGCUUGUGUGGACUUGCUUUGGAGAGCCGAGUUCAAUUGCCAGCGCAGAGAUGCAGUACUCAGCAAAACCACUGCCAGACUGCUCAGUAAUUGGCACCUUCUGAACAAAAAGGCUAAAGACAAAAUAGGGGGGCAGACAGAUCGAGCUUUAGGCUCAGCUUGGAGCACAGACUAGCACAGAAGGGCAUUUUGGCUGCAGCUCCUGCAAAUUAAUUGUAGGGUUAGAGUGAGCUUCAGUCUCAGCAUUUCAUAACCGUGACCUCCAAUCCAUCUCAGUAAAACAGAAGAAUGGCAGUAUAUUUCUAGGUGCUCUUUUGUCUAUUAAUCCCAAGGGGAAACUUUUCCUUAGCUUUACCAAACGUUGUCAAUGCUCAAAUUGAUUUAUUAGUUUUACCUCAUUAUUUUCUGUCAUUCCGAGUUCAGUGUCUUCAGACAUUUCCUCAUUUUCUUCUGAAAGUUUCCGCUAGGCUUAUUUUGUCUGUUGGCAUUUUGAGAAGGAAAAUGUAAUUGUCAUGCUGACUGGAUGUCAACUAAUGCUGUGAUUAAAAAGUAGCUUACAACAAAA
Molecule: messenger RNA, 7746 nt
Organism: Poecile atricapillus (Black-capped chickadee)
Lineage: Eukaryota; Metazoa; Chordata; Aves; Passeriformes; Paridae
Gene: ANKH
Product: ANKH inorganic pyrophosphate transport regulator
Exons: 12
Coding region: 415-1896 (493 amino acids)
Biological process (GO): phosphate ion transmembrane transport
Cellular component (GO): membrane
Molecular function (GO): phosphate transmembrane transporter activity
Source: RefSeq, a predicted model, not a curated record